ACUCCACAUUUAACUUCAAUGGAAGUUUUUAAAUUUUUUCCUCUUAUUUUCCUCUUUAUUUCCCUCCCUGAGCUUUCCAAUGUCAAUGCAUUUCCAUCUAGUGAGUUAAAAACAUACAUUGUCCAUGUGAAAAAAUCAGGUGGUCACAUUUUCGCCCUAUCAGAUGACACGAAAAACUAUCAUAAAUCAUUUCUUCCCAGUACCUUUGCCGACUCUGAUCACGACCAGGAGCGAUUACUUUACUCGUACCAAAAUGUGAUCAGCGGCUUCUCAGCAAGACUGACCAGAAAGGAAAUCGAAGCCAUGAAACAAAAGGAUGGCUUCAUUUCAGCACAUCAAGAAAGAGUGUUGCAUCCACUGACAACACACAGUCCUAGUUUCCUAGGGUUACACCAAGAAACGGGAUUUUGGAAACAAUCAAAUUUUGGCAAGGGAGUUAUUAUAGGAGUGCUGGAUACCGGAAUUUUCCCGAGCCAUCCUUCAUUUAGCAGCAAAGGGAUGCCGCCUCCACCAGCAAAAUGGAAGGGGAAAUGUGAGUUCAAGGCAUCAGAGUGUAAUAACAAACUAAUCGGAGCAAGAUCAUUUAACAUUGCGGCUAGCGCCUCGAAAAUAAAUGACGAGACACCACUCGAUGAUGAUGGUCAUGGGACUCAUACAGCUAGUACCGCUGCGGGUGUAUUUGUCAGUGGGGCUAGCGUUCUUGGCAAUGCUUAUGGCACUGCAGUUGGAAUGGCACCUCAAGCUCACCUGGCAAUAUACAAGGUGUGUUUUGGCCCCGACUGCCCUGAAAGUGAUAUAUUAGCUGGACUUGAUGCAGCCAUAGAAGAUGGCGUUGAUGUACUCUCUAUCUCCAUCGGUCAGGAGUCACUGCCAUUUUUCCAAGAUAACACGGCAGUAGCAUCAUUUGCAGCAAUUCAGAAAGGGAUAUUCGUAAGCUGUGCAGCAGGAAACUCUGGCCCUUUCACGGAAACUAUGUCAAAUGAGGCCCCGUGGAUUCUUACAGUCGGAGCGAGCAACAUUGACAGAAGCAUCAGAGCCACAGCAAAAUUAGGAAAUGGAGAAACUUUUGAUGGUGAAUCUGUUUUCCAGCCGAUGGACUUCCCUUCUACUCUGAUGCCACUUGUUUACGCUGGUUCCAAUGGUAAACAAGACUCUGCAUUUUGUGCAAAUGGAUCCUUGGCAGGUAUUGAUGUCAAAGGAAAGAUUGUAAUGUGUGAGAGGGGAGGAGGUAUCGCAAGAUUGGACAAAGGACAGGUAGUGAAAAAUGCAGGCGGGGCUGGAAUGAUACUAGCAAAUCAAGAAUCUGAUGGAUUCAGCACUUCAGCUGAUGCUCAUGUCCUCCCUGCAGCACAUGUGAAUUAUGCUGCUGGAUUGAAGUUCAAAGCCUAUAUAAAUUCGACAAAUUCUCCUAUGGCCGGACUCUUAUUCAAAGGGACCAUAAUCGGAGACCCUUUGGCUCCAGCAGUCGCCUCAUUUUCCUCUCGCGGCCCAAGUUUAGCUAGUCCCGGAAUUCUAAAACCCGAUGUCAUUGGACCGGGAGUAAACAUCCUCGCAGCAUGGCCUUUUGCUCUAGAUGGUAAUACGAACACGAAAUUGACCUUCAACAUUGACUCAGGCACGUCAAUGUCGUGCCCUCACCUUAGUGGGAUUGCAGCAUUGCUCAAAAGCUCGCACCCAGACUGGUCUCCAGCUGCAAUCAAAUCUGCUAUAAUGACAUCAGCUGAUCUGCUGAAUCUUAAAGGGGCAGCAAUAGUUGAUGAAACUCUUCAACCAGCUGAUGCUCUCUCAACUGGCUCUGGCCACGUUAAUCCAUCGAAGGCAAAUGAUCCUGGGCUCGUUUAUGACAUUGAACCAGACGACUAUAUCCCGUACUUAUGCGGCCUAGGCUAUACAGAUGAACAAGUUGGGAUAAUUGCACAUAGAUCAGUCCAUUGCACAGCAAAAAUUCCAGAAGGACAGCUAAAUUAUCCAACAUUUUCUGUUGCACUUGGACCAUAUCAAACUUUCACAAGGACAGUUACGAAUGUUGGUGAGCCACAUUCAUCAUAUGCUGUCAAGGUUGUUACACCACGAGGAGUCAGCAUUAUCGUAAAACCCAACCGGCUUUAUUUUACAAAGGUGAACCAGAAACUGUCAUAUUCUGUGACAUUCAGCAGCAGCAACAAGAAGAUGAACAACACAUUUGCUCAAGGGUAUUUGGAAUGGGCAUCCAACAAAUAUAAUGUUAGGAGUGUAAUAUCUAUUAAAUUUGUCUAAGUUAUGGAUGUGGAUCAGGGUGCAAUUAUUGACUUAAAUGGGUAAUUGUGAUUUUGCAAUCAUAUAACUUCCAAGAAUUCUUGAGCAUGUUACGGAAAUCAUCAACAUUUCUGCUUUCUUUUUCAUAAUAGGAGAACCAAAAAGGUAAUCAAUCAACGGAAUAAAGGUUACUUAAGCCAAAUAUUCAAUAGAUUCUACUGCCAGUUGGCUCAUGUCAAUUGCAAAACUUGAAUGACAGUAAACUAAUGAACCUGAGACCAAAGACAUAAUUACUAUAUAUAGAACAAGGUUAUUCUUCUGCUAUACAACAUUUUAUUAAUGAAUCAAAGGAUUGCAUUGAACUGUAUAUUUCCUUAUUUAAAAUUUCCCAGCUAGAUUAGCAUCUAGGUGUAUAGGAAAUGAUUUACCGUUAA
This is a messenger RNA of Olea europaea var. sylvestris, 2669 nucleotides long. RefSeq names its product subtilisin-like protease SBT1.2. The transcript has 2 exons. Gene Ontology annotation, molecular function: serine-type endopeptidase activity. Gene Ontology annotation, biological process: proteolysis. Bases 19 to 2256 code for a protein of 745 amino acids. The record is from RefSeq and is a predicted model, not a curated record. Lineage: Eukaryota; Viridiplantae; Streptophyta; Magnoliopsida; Lamiales; Oleaceae.